Molecule: messenger RNA, 810 nt
Organism: Acanthamoeba castellanii str. Neff
Lineage: Eukaryota; Discosea; Longamoebia; Acanthamoebidae
Product: YvrD, putative
Exons: 6
Coding region: 1-810 (269 amino acids)
Source: RefSeq, a predicted model, not a curated record
AUGGACUUCAAGCUCGACGGAAAGCUGGUGCUUGUAACAGGCUCCACACUGGGCAUUGGCAAAGCGCUUGCGGCGAAGUUUGUGGAGCUGGGCGCGCACGUCAUCAUCAACGGCAGGUCCGAAGCCAACGUCACCAAAGCCAUUCAAGAGCUGUCCGGCCUGAGCGAAACGGCGACGCUCUACCCGGCCGUGUGCGACUUCAGUUCGAAGGAGGGAGUGGACCACCUUCUCAAGGUUCUGGACGAGGAGAUCAAGGCCCCGCUGGAUGUGGUCGUCAACAACCUUGGUAUCUUUGAGUCCAAGAAGUUCGAGGACAUCACUGACGACGAGUGGUUCAACUACUUCAACGUCAACGUCAUGUCUGGCGUGCGGCUGAGCCGUGCGCUUCUACCGCGCAUGCUGGAGCGCAACUCGGGGAACAUCGUGUUUGUGGCAUCCGAGGCCGCCAUCGCGGUAAAGCCGUUCAUGAUCCACUACAGCAUGACCAAGACCGCCCAGCUCGCCGUCUCCCGCGGCCUUGCCGAGCUCACCAAGGGCACCAACGUACGCGUCAACACCGUGCUCCCCGGACCUACUUGGACCGAAGGCGUUGCCACCUACGUCGAGGGAAUGGCUGCUCAGCAAGGCCUGACGCCGGAAGAGAUGAGAGCCAACUACAUCAAGGAAGUGGAGCCCACCUCGCUGCUCCAACGCUUCAUCGAGCCGGAGGAGAUCGCCAACGUCGUCGCCUUUGUCGCUUCCGAGGCGUCGGGCUGCAUCAACGGCUCCUCCGUCAGAGCGGAAGGUGGCAUCCUGCGCAGCAUCGUCUGA